Molecule: messenger RNA, 1569 nt
Organism: Arachis ipaensis
Lineage: Eukaryota; Viridiplantae; Streptophyta; Magnoliopsida; Fabales; Fabaceae
Source: RefSeq, a predicted model, not a curated record
GUUUUGUUGCCCCGUUUUCCCCCUCGUUUGUGUUGGAUUAUUAUGAACCAAAGGAAGUGAUUGAUAAGUACCUCUCAUUCUGAAAUAGGAGAAUAUAAAAUCGGAACCAUGGAUUUGAGAAAGAAAUUUAUCCAUAUUUCUUGUAACUCAAUUUAGGAUCUGCCUUUUGGUGGGCAUGCAUUGUUGUAUCAUGACCUGUUUAUUCCAAAAGAAAACAAGUUUGAAUUAAGCAUGAACGUUAUAAAGCACGCGUUACAAUAAUAAGUAAUAAUAAUUGCAUAUAGUAAAACAAAUUUGUAAACAUGGGAGAGGCAGAGAAAGAAAGAGUGAUUACCGGGGGAGAUUAUGGGUUGGAAGAAGAGAAAGAUGGAGAGUUCCAUUUACAUUUACAUUCACAUUCACAAACACAAACGCAGCAGCAGCCAAACACGUCCCUUGCGGAUCUGAACAUGCUGCUUGUAUUCCUUUCCUUAAUAUACAUUUCAACCGAUGAGUGCAUUGAAGAAGGAGAAGGAGAAGAAGACGAAGAUAAGGAGAGCACCCACAUCAGAAGGGAAAAGGAGCAGGUUCCUGUGGCCAAGGCAUGCACCCUAUCAAGAAUACAAGACAAGAGAAAUGAUCCUAAGCUUGGCAGGAGAUCCUUUCCAUCAAGAUUUCAAACUACCAUUAGAGAUUCCAGGCAUGGAAGAAAAAUGUGAAGAAAAGUAUCGUUCUACUUGUACGUGGGCGUGGAUUACAAUUACACAAGUUAAAUCAACGAUUACAGAGAACCGUUCGCAAAACUUUUGCCAGUGCUUUCGUACAUAUUCUUACGGGAACACCAACACCUUCUGUUUUAGAAGCCAUUGAUCACAAAAUGGAUGAAGGAGAUAGGGAAGUCUUGUACCUAGGCUAUGGCAAUCUCCUUGCAUUGUUUUCCAGAUGCCAUUUCUUGUGCACACAAGAAGUCUCUCUUAGACUGCUUCUUACCGUUUUAAUUCUGUUAUUUUUGGCUAAAAUGUAAAAGGUAAAAACUAUGUUGGGUUUAUAACAACUAUAAAUUAUCUUUGAAUGAAAACCAAGUUCAUUCAAAUACACGGUAAUAAUAUGUUACGCAAGUCCUAGAAUCAGAUAAGCCGUUCAUUAUACAUUUAUACUGAAUUCAAAGUAACAAAAAUUUGUACUGGAACAUAGUAAUCGGUUUUGAUCCCAACAAUUGGUAUUGUAAACAUAGGAUAUAUUCUAUCAUGUUCUAGGCAUAUAUAGCCACUCCUAUACAAAUAAUUGCCACAAUUUAGAUUCAAAAGGCAGUAUAUAGAUUUCUUCCACUAGAACCAAUAAUUCGAUGAAGGAAGAAUUCAGCUUACAUUUCGAACACUCUUCCACCCAAUCAGUUAACAAACCUGGACCAUUUGUAUAUUGAAUGAGCAAAAAGAGGAAUCAAGACGAUUACUUACAGAAAUAUAACAAAAAGCACCAAUUGCAAUCAACUACUAAUAAAAGCAAACUAAUAUCACGUUAUUUUAAAAGCAAACAUGAAGUAAAAAGAAAAAAAAAAAAAAGCCAGGGUUAUUGUUUGUGCAAGUCUGG